AUGUUCUGUUUCUCCAUUCUCAGGGUCAUGUACCAGCUGAUUCUACAGAAACAGAAGGAGGAAGAAGAAAAUAAGUCGAAGAAAUCCCGGAAAACCCGAAUCAGCUCUCGCCUGGUCAUUGACGUGAAGAAAUACGAGCCAGAAGAUUUCCGAAAGAUUGUCCAGUUCAUCCAUUCUGGAGCAGUUGACGUCACUGCCAAAAAUGUCACAGGUCUUCUGUGUGGAGCAAGCCAGUUUAAACUCAUGGACCUUAAAGUGGCAUGCUGGGAUUUCAUCAAGCGGUGUUUCAAGUCUGAAAACGGAUCCAUAGCAGCGAUCCGGAAAGGUGCUCAUCAGUACAGCCAUCAUAAAACAGCUGGCAAGCUCUUAUCUAAGAUUUCCAAACACAUAGAAGAGGCUACCCAGGAAACAACGUCAACGUCAUUAUCGUCCAUAUCGUCUACUCCUGCGGUAUCCUCCUCAGUGUCAUCGCCGUCACCAUCGUCCAUAUCGUCUACUCCUGUGUUAUCCUCCUCAGUGUCAUCGCCGUCACCCUCGCCUUCAAAGUUGACGACUACAGUAUGAGUUGACACAUGACAUUGUACUGAUUUAAAUUUCUAAAAAGUGCUGAUAACUCAAACAACUGUGCAAUCACACCUCAACCUGACUUCCGGUUUGUUGUGGACUGCCACAGUUUACCAGGGUAUGGUCGUGUCUAUAUGAAAUAUAGAAUGUCUCAAACCAUUUGAUACUCAAGAAGAAUGGAAACAAUGCCAUAGUUGCUCAAACGGAUGUCAGUUUUCUGUUACAUGGAGCAAGUUGAUAAUAGAUAUAUGUUUGUGUACCGGAAGUAAAAUGUGUAUAUACGCUUAGUGUGUGUACCGGAAGUGAGAAAAUGCCUAUGUGUGUAUCGGAAGCGAGAAAAUGCCUAUGUGUGUGGUGUUAUGAUGUGUACCGGAUGUGAGAGUAUAUAUGUGUGCUAUAAUAGUUGGUGCUAAAUUUGUGCUUAUAGUCCUCCGUUAAUAUAUUGUAAAGUAUGAAUAAUAAAUUUUAGUAUGUUAAAUUAAAAAUCAGUUUUUGUUGUUGUUUUUAUUAGAAGUAAUUUGCUUGUAGCAACGUGGAACACACGAAAUAGAGUUGAAACAACUCCAAGACUCAUUCGGCACACCUCGGCACAUUAGAUGAAGGGUACCGGAAUCGGCCGAGGUUAGCCGAAUGCUCCACGAAUCCUGAAGUUAGGCCUAAGCCGAAACACACCGACGGAAAUCGGGAAAUCUCAGAUUUACCAGAAACUUAGAACACAGGGAUCCUUUGACGUGAAUAUUUUCCAGUGGGAAACAGUUCUGGUCUUCAUAUCAGACUUUGGAAAUAAUCGGUCACAACUGAUGUCGUGAUGUUUAAUUAACACUUUCCCGAAUGGUUUCCGAUGUUCGUUUCAAUAAAGUAUCCCCAGUCUGGAAUGGUAACCACAGAGAACAUGACAUUGUUUCUACAGAAAUGGACGUUCGGCAAUUUGAGGAAAAAACCGAGUUUAAAAUGUAUGCUGAACUAUACCCAGAGAGAUUAAUAAUAUUCCAGCUUUAUUUGUAAAUAUUUACAUUCUGUAUGCUUAGACCCAUUGACAAAAAUUACAUUCAUAAAUGCA
Messenger RNA from Mizuhopecten yessoensis (Yesso scallop), 1624 nucleotides. RefSeq lists its product as uncharacterized. The transcript has 3 exons. Bases 1 to 564 code for a protein of 187 amino acids. The record is from RefSeq and is a predicted model, not a curated record. Lineage: Eukaryota; Metazoa; Mollusca; Bivalvia; Pectinida; Pectinidae. Gene Ontology annotation, molecular function: protein binding.